AUGGUCAGCGAGAGUGGAGUGCCGCGAAAGGUGCUGGUGAUCGGUGGGGGUGGCCGCGAACAUGCCAUCUGCUGGAAGAUGGCUCGCAGUGACCGGGUUGGGGAGGUGUACGCACUUCCCGGCAGUCCCGGUAUUGCGGCCAUCCCUAAGGUGCACCUCGUGUCCGAUGUCAGCGUGAAGGACUCCAAGGCCAUCGCAGCCUGGUGCGUGCGGAACGGGAUCGAUCUGGUGGCCGUUGGUCCGGAAGAUCCCCUGGCCGAAGGGCUUGGGGAUGUCCUGCGAGCGGCCGGUGUUAAGUGCUUUGGACCGGGUCAGGCCGGAGCGCAGAUUGAGGCCGACAAAAAUUGGUCCAAGGACUUCAUGCACCGGCACAACAUCCCGACUGCCCGAUACGCGAGCUUCACGGAUGCGGACGAGGCAAAGAAGUUCAUCCGGACCGCACCGUACGCGGCGCUCGUCGUAAAGGCGAGUGGUCUGGCCGCCGGGAAGGGCGUGAUUGUGGCGGAAACCCUCGACGAGGCGUGUGCCGCCGUUGACGACAUCCUUGGCGAGCGACGGUUCGGUGCAGCCGGUGACGUGGUCGUCGUGGAAGAGCGCCUCACCGGUGAGGAGGUAUCCGUCCUGGCAUUUGUGGACUCACGCACCGUCCGGGUGAUGUUGCCCGCGCAGGACCACAAGCGGCUGCAGGAUCACGAUCGAGGACCCAACACAGGCGGCAUGGGCGCGUACUGUCCCUGUCCGAUCAUCAAACCAGCCCAGCUUGAGCUGGUGGUUCGGGAGGUGCUUCAGCGGGCCGUCGAUGGACUGCGAGCGGAAGGCAUCCAGUACAACGGUGUUCUGUAUGCCGGCAUGAUGCUCACACCCAACGGUCCCAAAACGCUCGAGUUCAACUGCCGCUUUGGUGAUCCGGAAACGCAAGUAAUCCUGCCCCUGCUCGAGAGUGAUCUGUACGAAGUGAUGGAGGCAACCUGUGAGGAUCGAUUGCACGAGAUUAACCUCAAGUUUCGUGCCGGUCUCAACGCUGUCGGUGUCGUGAUGGCAAGCAAGGGCUAUCCGGAAACGUCCACCAAGGGGUGCAUCAUCAAAGGACUAGAUGCAGUUGCAGCAAAGCCCGAACAUCUUGUCUUUCACUCGGGUGUGGCACGAAACGAACGUGGCGAAUUCACCACCAACGGUGGCCGAGUUCUUAUCACCGUGGUGUUAAACAGUGACCUCAAACAGGCGGCUGCACACGCCACGGCCGCUUGCUCCUCGGCGAUCAGCUUCGAAGGAUCCCAGCACCGGCUGGACAUUGCACAAAAGGCGUUCAAACAUUUAAGCCUGUCGUACAAAUCAAGCGGGGUCGAUAUUGACGCCGGAGACGCCCUGGUUCAGCGGAUCAAGCCGCUUGCUCGCGGUACAAACCGAUCAGGAGUGGUCGGUGGACUUGGCGGUUUCGGUGGACUCUUCCGGCUGAACGAUGUGAUGUACACGGAUCGGAACGGACGAUCGGUUCGCUAUGCUGACCCGGUGCUGGUACAAGGUACGGACGGUGUCGGUACGAAGCUGAAGCUUGCCGAAGCUCUCAACUCCUGGGAAACGAUUGGCAUCGAUCUGGUGGCGAUGUGUGCGAACGACGUACUGUGUGCGGGUGCGGAACCUCUCGCUUUCCUGGAUUACAUCGCUUGCGGGCGGUUGGAGGUGCCAACGGCGGCUCUCAUCGUGAAGGGCAUCUCGGAGGGUUGCCGUGAAGUGAACUGCGCCCUGCUCGGGGGCGAAACCGCCGAAAUGCCCUCGAUGUAUGCCCGCGGCAAGUACGAUCUGGCCGGGUAUUGCGUGGGCGUUGUAGAACAUUCACAAAUCCUUCCCCGAGUGGACCAAAUUGCGGUGGGUGAUCUCGUGAUUGGACUUCCGUCGAGUGGCGUGCACAGUAAUGGGUUUAGCUUGGUGAACCGGAUCCUCGAGUAUACCGGUACGAAGCUGACUGAUCCGGCUCCCUUCAGUGAGGACGGACGGAGUACAUUCGGUGAGGAACUGCUCACACCUACGAGCCUGUAUGUGGCACCGCUUCUUCCGUUACUCCGAAGUGGGGACACAGUGAAAGCACUGGCCCAUAUUACGGGCGGUGGGCUGAUUGAGAACGUGCCCCGUGUAUUGCCGGACGGGUUGGGCGUCGAGGUGGAUUUCACCGGAGUAAGGAUACCGCCCAUUUUCCAGUGGCUUGCAAACGCGGGUAAUGUAACCGAUCGCGAGAUGUUGCGCACGUUCAACUGCGGCAUCGGAAUGGUGGUGAUCGUGUCGGCGAACGAUCGCACCUGGAAGGAUGCACUCGGCCCACAUGGCGGUGUUCUGCUGGGAAAGGUGACCCGCCGAGAGCGCGGUGCCGAGCAGGUGGUGGUGAAGAAUUUCACGCAGGCCAUCGGAAAGAAGGGCACAUCCUCGGAACCAGCCAUAUCGUACAAGGACAGCGGUGUUGACAUCAGUGCGGGUGAUGAGCUGGUCCAGCGGAUUAAACCACUUGCCAAGUCUACCAACCGGCCGGGUGUGAUGGGCGGAUUGGGAGGAUUCGGUGGAUUGUUCCGCUUGCGUGAUGCCGGAUUGAACCUCGAGGAUCCGAUCCUCGUGCUCGGAACGGACGGUGUCGGUACAAAAUUGAAGAUCGCUCAGGAUUGCAACCUGCACGGUACAGUCGGUGUCGAUUUGGUGGCAAUGUGUGUCAACGACAUCAUCUGUAAUGGGGCGGAUCCGGUCGCUUUCCUCGAUUACUACGCAUGCGGUCAGCUUGAUGUUCCAGUUGCGGCACGCGUGAUCGAGGGCAUCGCUGAAGGAUGUCGGCAGGGUGGCAGUGCUCUCGUUGGUGGAGAAACGGCCGAAAUGCCGGGCAUGUACGCGAAGGGCGUAUACGAUUUGGCCGGCUUUUCGCUUGGUGUUGUGGAGUACAACCGAAUGCUUCCGCGGAUGGACAGCAUCUGUCCGGGUGACGUUAUUCUCGGCCUGCCAUCGAGUGGCGUGCACAGCAAUGGGUUCAGCUUAGUGCACAAGAUUCUUGAAUUCUCCGGUCACUCUUACAACGACGUGGCGCCGUUUAGUGCGACGGGCAAGACAUUUGCGGAGGAACUGCUCGUACCUACGCGGAUCUACGUGCAUGAGCUGCAAUCGCUUAUGUCUGAGGGCCUGGUGAAAGCGUUGGCUCACAUCACCGGCGGUGGAUUUACGGAGAAUAUACCGCGCGUUCUACCCGCCGGUGUGGCGGCCUUCCUUGAUUUAACCGAACUCCACGUGCCGCCCAUCUUUGGGUGGUUGGCGCGGGCAGGCAAUGUGACGAUGGAAGAAAUGCUGCGCACGUACAACUGCGGUAUCGGCAUGGUGCUGGUAGUGGCCACGGAGAACAAACAGAUGGUGCUGGAACGCCUGCAAGCUGUUGGAGGAACGGCCCUUGGCACAGUGGUCAAGAAAUCGGACCCACUUGGACAACGCGUGAUAGUGCAAGGAUUCGAGGACACGUUGCGUCUCGCACAGCUUACCUGCGCCCUGCCAAAGAAACGGAUUGCGGUGUUGAUUUCCGGUUCGGGCAGCAACCUACAGGCGUUGAUUGAAGCCACACGCAGCACGGUGUUCGGGAUUCGAGGCGAGAUCGUUCUCGUCAUCUCGAAUAAGGCGGGUGUGUUUGGACUGGAGCGGGCUGCUCGGGCAGGCAUUCCAUCUAAGGUUAUCCUGCACAAGGAUUACGCCACACGGGAACUUUUUGACGCCGCCGUGUCACAACAGCUGAUCGAACAACGUAUCGAUCUCGUGUGCCUGGCCGGGUUCAUGCGUAUCCUGUCGGAGGGCUUUGUGAGACGCUGGAAGGGAGCACUGAUUAAUAUUCACCCUGCGCUUUUGCCCCGCCACAAGGGCAUCCACGCGCAACGACAGGCUCUCGAGGCGGGUGACGUGGAGUCGGGUUGUACGGUCCAUUUCGUCGACGAAGGCGUUGAUACCGGAGCAAUCAUCCUGCAGGAACGUGUACCGAUUUUGCGAGGUGACACUGAAGAUGCGCUCACGGAACGUAUUCACCGGGCGGAACAUUUGGCGUACCCAAAGGCUCUACGGUUGGUAGCGAACGGCAUCGCCAAGCUGGGGGAAGACGGAACCCUACAGUGCUACGAUUGCUAGCAAACUCGGUAUGCCGGACCACAUGGGAAAGGAAACUCGUACCGCAUUAAGGACAUUCGCGACACCAUUCGUUACGAUAGCAUUUGUUACAGCGUUUUAAUUUUACUAUUUGUUAAUGUUUAACCAAACAAGGAACCAAUAAAGCCUAAAAUACUUGACCUA
Messenger RNA from Anopheles nili, 4296 nucleotides. It is a transcript of the gene Gart, whose product is annotated as trifunctional purine biosynthetic protein adenosine-3. Gene Ontology annotation, molecular function: phosphoribosylamine-glycine ligase activity; phosphoribosylglycinamide formyltransferase activity; metal ion binding. The record is from RefSeq and is a predicted model, not a curated record. Gene Ontology annotation, biological process: adenine biosynthetic process; 'de novo' IMP biosynthetic process. The coding region runs from base 1 to 4134 and encodes 1377 amino acids. The transcript has 6 exons. Gene Ontology annotation, cellular component: cytosol. Lineage: Eukaryota; Metazoa; Arthropoda; Insecta; Diptera; Culicidae.